UGUUUGACCUGACCAUGCUUGGCAGCCAGCCAUAUCAGCAAUUUGUUUCCUUCUAACUAUUUAAUUCUAAAUCAUUUUUCGCAAUGCACUUGAUAACAAGUGCUGUGUUUGCACUGAUUUUCGUUCUUUCUUACCCUAAUGUGCAAGCGGCAACCCAAGAUGUGAAAUGUGGCGCACACAGAUUCGAGCGUACUGCCGACGGAUUGGUCAGCAUAUGGCCUUGGCAUGUGGCCCUUUACAAUAAAUCUAUGGAUUACAUUGCCGGGGGGUCGAUCAUCAACGAGUGGUUUGUUCUGACGGCUGCUCAUGCAACAUUCCGCGAUGGCAGGACUCCCCUGCAACCGGAUGAACUGGCUAUUGUAAGCGGAUGUAGAGAUUUGCGGUUCUUCGGCGAUGAUGCACAGCAGCACGAAGUGGCGGAAAUCAUUCGUUAUCCACUUUAUAAUGUACGUACGCGGAUGAACGAUGUGGCAUUGCUAAAAGUGAAAUCAAUAAUUCGGUUCAAUUUUCACGUGGCGCCAAUCUGCUUGUGGCCUGACGGAGGUCCCACUUUGGAGUCGAUUGCGCAACGCCAAGACCAAGGAAUUGUGGUCGGGUGGGGUCUUUCGGUGAACGGGACCUUUUCUCACCUUCUAAGAGAAACCAGUUUAUCAUUAAUCGGCUUUGAAAGCUGUGCUGAGCAUACCAAAUCGUUCCAACCUUUGUUGGCAAAAGGUAGAAAUUACUGCGCAGGCAAUCGAGGAGGAGCAAGUGUUUGCAAGGGAGACAGUGGUGGAGGGAUGUUUUUCCUCAUCGAUAGAACUUGGCACAUACGAGGAAUCGUCAAUCAAGGAACCCCUACGCAGGACACCCGAUACCUUUGUGACCCCAAGAAAGAUGUUCUGUUUAUGGACGUCACGUACUACCGAAAGUGGAUCGAACGACACGCCGACCCGGAACGCCAUAACCUGUUGGGCUUGAAGCAAUGCGGAAUGGGACAUUAUGAUGAAACUAAUGUGAGACACAACAAGUUUGUGCAUUCGGAACGCCAUCCGUGGGUUGCCCAUUUGUAUUACUCGUAUCGGAACGAAAUAAACGUGAGUGAUUGUCACGCUGUACUAAUUCACCCGGAAUUCGUGCUCGCGCCUGCGAGGUGUGUCUACCACAAACCUGAUAGGAAAUUACUACAUGUGAUUCUCGGCGAAGAACUGAUCGGCCCCAACCCUCUGAGUUCAGAUUACAACUUUCAAACCGUUAGGGUUUCUGAAGUUUUUAUGGAUGGUCGGUUCGACUUUGAAAAAUAUGGCUACGAUGUCAGUAUAUUGCAUUUGGCCAAGCAAGUGAAGAUUGGAAAUAACACACGUCCAGUGUGCUUACCGUCCUUAUAUGAACAUUCGCCGUACUUUAAUUUGGCGGCGUGGUAUCGCCGUGACAGCCACCCAAAAGCGCUAAAAUCAACCCUCAUGAGAUCGAUUCGGUUCAACUUCUGCAGCACUCAGUACAAAAAGCAGCUAAUCAACAUCACGGAACAUGAUCGGCUCAAUUGUUUCCAGCACUGUGAUAUAUCCGACAUUGUGCAAUCCGAUGGAACACACAGUUGUGAGUACAGCGAGGAAAAGCAUUGCAAGAUACCCAUAUCGGGAGCACCGCUGUUCUAUACGAAACACGACGGUAUAAACACCUACACCUACCUUUUCGGGAUGCGAUCGUUCGGUUCCGCAGACUGCAUUGCACAGAUGAGCGAAGUUUACAGCGAUGUUGUUGGUAUGGGACCGUGGAUAAAACGCAUGGUGGAGAAGCAUACUCGAACCAGUGCCGUUGGUAGGUUGGGAUGACAUUUGAAUUGCAACUGCAAGCCAACAAGUGAUUUACGAUGAGUUAUGAAAUAAAAAUAUAAUACAGAAUAUAAAUUAACUAAGUUCUGAUUCAAAUUUGAAAAUAUACCAUAAAUGUAAUCCAUGAUUUCAUAAACUAUUUUUAUGAAACACAUCCAAUGCGUUACAAUUUAGUUCUACUUUAGUCAAAUAGCAAUACAUUUCUGC
Molecule: messenger RNA, 2021 nt
Organism: Armigeres subalbatus
Lineage: Eukaryota; Metazoa; Arthropoda; Insecta; Diptera; Culicidae
Product: acrosin-like
Exons: 4
Coding region: 84-1814 (576 amino acids)
Biological process (GO): proteolysis
Molecular function (GO): serine-type endopeptidase activity
Source: RefSeq, a predicted model, not a curated record